Molecule: messenger RNA, 480 nt
Organism: Purpureocillium takamizusanense
Lineage: Eukaryota; Fungi; Ascomycota; Sordariomycetes; Hypocreales; Ophiocordycipitaceae
Exons: 1
Coding region: 1-480 (159 amino acids)
Source: RefSeq, a predicted model, not a curated record
AUGGUUGUGGCCGCUCCAAUGUACAGUACUGGUAACGUUGUCUACCCGCGGCACGGCCGGCCAGGCCAUGGGCUCAGCAGCAUAGUCUUUAAGACAAGGGUGGUGGUAGCCUUUGCCGGUUCUUUUCCUCCGUCCAGAUCUGGCAUGAUCGCCGGGGCGCCAGCUUUGGCCACUGCCGCUCGACGAGGCUUCCAGCUUUGGCUGCCAAGCAAGAGUCAACUGCCUCAGAGCGUUAAAGCGCCCACGUCGGCGGCGGCGGCGGCGGCGGCGGCGGCGGCGAAACAGGUUGGCGGGCGUGAUGCUGGAUGGACUUGGGCAUCUGAUGAUGAUGUUGUUGAUGUAAGCGAGGUCGGUCGGGUUCAAGAAGCUGCUGUUGCGGCGCGGCCGACGUUGACAUGCCCCGGCAGCAUGAUUCGGCCGAAGGCACUGCUGCGUGGAUAUUGGCCCUCUGCCACGGCGAGCCAGCGCCAGACAAUGUAA